This is a messenger RNA of Haliotis rubra (blacklip abalone), 2343 nucleotides long. RefSeq names its product nuclear hormone receptor family member nhr-8-like. NCBI's taxonomy places the organism in Eukaryota, Metazoa, Mollusca, Gastropoda, Lepetellida, Haliotidae. The coding region runs from base 509 to 1966 and encodes 485 amino acids. The record is from RefSeq and is a predicted model, not a curated record. Gene Ontology annotation, biological process: negative regulation of transcription by RNA polymerase II; hormone-mediated signaling pathway; cell differentiation. The transcript is spliced from 6 exons. Gene Ontology annotation, molecular function: RNA polymerase II cis-regulatory region sequence-specific DNA binding; zinc ion binding; nuclear receptor activity.
AAUGUCACGCACAGAUAAGAGACUGAAAUUAAUAAAGAGAACAAAUGGGAAGUUUGCAUACACAUGCAAGACAUCUGUGUCAUUAUAUACAGAAAAUUCAUUGUGAUUCGUGCUUGUUUACUACCUAGCGACAUCGGCCAUGACAAUGUUUGUCUCAUCGGUACACAGGUGAGGUGAUUGAUGCGCGUGAAAUUAACACCUGUACUGACGACAUCACAGACGCCGUCUCAGCACGUCGUUGCCAAGGCCACGACGCACCGGUCGAUCGAUGGUUAGCGAGCGACAGUUUUGACUUACAUGAUACAAUCAACAAGUAGGUCGCGAGACAUCACGUUGUCGCUCCAAGAUUUAAUGAUAUUUUCAUUACGAAGAACGCUGUUCUAUCACCCAUAAAGCAACAGGACGUCUUUUUACUAAACCUUUCCAGUUUUUCCCUGACAGGCGACUGAUUGAGAAGAUAGCGUGUGUAUCUGUAUAAACAGAUCCAACUCAGUGGGUUACUGUCAAGAUGCCACCAGGAGCUAUACCCUUCCCAUUUGGAGACUGUCGCAUCUGUAAUGACAGAGCUACUGGGGUCCAUUAUGGUCUGGCCACAUGUGAAGGUUGUAAGGGCUUCUUCAAGAGAAGCAUCCCCAAGGGAGAUAAGUACAAGUGUUUCUUCGGAGGCCAAUGUAUCAUCACUCCGCAAAACAGGAACAGAUGUAAGUCAUGUCGCUACAGGAAGUGCCUGGAGCUCGGCAUGUCUUUUGAAGCUGUUAAGAUGGGUCGAAUUCCGAAGAUGGAGAAACAGAGGGCUCUGGACGCUGCCAGGAACCCUGGUGGCUGUGCCGAAUCUCCGGACAGUGGGAUAGACGAUGAUGCAUUCAACGCUGUCGCACGUCACGUAACUGAUCAUGUGACCAAUCAGUUGACUAAUCAAGUGACCAGCCAAAUGUCCAAACUUCUCAGCAGUGACGUGGCUCCCCACCAAUUCUGUAGUUAUGGUAACAGCUCUGGUGAAGUGCCCCGCCCUCAGUCCUCAUCCUCUUAUCAGCACGUAGCCACCCACUUGUACAGUGAAGCUUUUCCUCACGUACCAUGGAAUGAUGAUAUUGGUAGUUUUUCUGAACCAAACAGAGAUCAGCCCAAGGAGCCCUGUCCUGUGGAUAACCUGGACGGAUCUGGAACCUCCAAUAUGAACUUACUGGCAGAAACAGCCUUGUUGCCAAAGACGUCCAAAAGCAGUGUUCCUGAAGCAGCUUCAGUCAGUGAUGACAGCAACACGUCCAGCAACAGUUGUUCCAUGUACAGCCCGAACGUCAUCAAGGUGUUGUUCAAUCAGGUUGUGGAGAUGACAGGCGGCAACAAGGUGUCGGAGAUUGUCAUUGAGAAACUUGCCAAGAAGUGCCCGGACAAUAGCAGCAUGCGUCUGCUGAAACGUCUGUCCAGUGAAACUUACAUCAAUACAGCCAGCAAUACAACUGAAACCGCCAGUUCUGUUCCUAAUGCAGUGAGAGAGUCAGGACAAGAGUGGUCUCCCUUGGCUGGUCAGUUGUUUACGUCCAGCGGAUGUCAGUCAUCAAAUUGGAACAAAACUGGUUUAAAGCAGGACAGUUUCAGUCCAAGUGAGCAGCAGACAAAGUAUUUUGAGAGUUCUGUCUUCCUACAUGACGACGAUCCUUCAGAUACCAUUGGAAGCACUGCCUCAAGCAGGGACAUGGUAUGGAUGCCCAGUAUGUUGCUAGCAGUGACACGGACUUCUACACCAGUGAACAUCCAGAUCAACAGGUGCAUUCUUUUCAUCAAGACAUGUUCACGCAGGAUCCGUCCUAUCAGGUUCAAGGUCAGGAUGAAGGUCAGGGUCAUCCAUGGCAUAUGGAUUGUUCUGCUACUGUUUCAGCACAAUCAGCACAAUACACCAAUCCUACUGAAUCCAACUGGUCACAUGAUCAGGAUCAACCAAUCGAUUCUUCUGACACAGAAAUGAUACAAAGCAGUGAUGCCAUUGACAGAUCUGAUGAUGUUGAAACAGAAACUGUUGAAAGUUCAGCAGAUGACAUUUUCGACAAAGGUGGUGAAGAAGCCUUUGAUGCUUUAGUUAAAGGCCUUGAGAAGGCCCUGGAGGUCGGCAGUGGACCAUAUCUUGAAGCCAGACAUCAUGCCCGAAUCUUCAUCCAGCAGAAGCUUCCGAUGCCAAGGGAGGAAAUAACUGAAGAAACUGUGAAGGACACAUGGAACCAGCUGUUCCGAGGAGUUCACACCACCAAUGAGAGAAUCAUAGGUUUCUGCAAUGCUGUCCCUGGCUUCUCGAAAAUCAAUGUAGAGGACCAGAAGAUGCUGUUGAAGCAUGCCUACUACGAUAUC